UCAGUGGUAUAUUUUGUUUUAAUUCAAUUUUCCUCCUUUAUUUUCUUUCAAUUUCGUUUUUUCUUUCUCUCUCCCACUCAAUAUUGUAUUCCUUUGGAAAAGUAGGAAAAUUACCCAGAAAAUUUUCUUCAUCCAACUUCACUUCUGACAGUUCAUCUCUUAUCACCGUUGUGGAAAGUUUCAACUCGGAACGAAAGUCUACAUCGCUGGACGUUGUGCGUCGUGUCCCCCCAAGAAAAAAGUGAAAAAAAUAGAAAAUCUCUCUUCGUGCGAAAAACCGUCCUGUUGAUCAUCCACCCCCAAGUGUUUCAGUUACAAUUUCAGUGUAAAAAAGUCCCUCAAUGUCCCAGAAGUUAAAGCUUGAAUCUUACAACUAAAUUAUCCUCUCUGACCAGAAUCGAAAACAAUACCAAUAAGAAACCAAUUUCCCAUUGUGAAUAUAAUAUACACCUCUACGCAAUAAUGAAUCACCACAGAAUCGUUAUGAGUAAAUUACUCCAAAGAACUUGCUUAUCUUUAAACUACACCGCCGAGGUUCAUACAAAUCAAAUCUCGGCUAAACGAUGGCAUUUGUCUAAGCAAAAACCCACUGUAGUGAGGAAUUCGGAUUCUAUGACGACAGCUCUCAAUGAAUGGCAUGCUUCUAAGAGAUUCUAUUCGAAAUUCUCAUCCAAACAACAUCCAACUACAUCUUUGGGAGCAGCACCUCCUCUAUGCGAGGAGAAGGCCUACGAACUUGUGUUGGCUUUGAAAGAUGCCGAACGUUCAUCGCUUAAAAUAGCUUUGGACAAGUACGAUGCCUUGAAACUCAAGGAAGGCUUCGAGGGUCACAAUCAAUUUCUUUGGGUAAAAAUAAGAAAUUAUAUUUUGAGAAUAGGUGAACUGGCAGCAACACAAUGGCGAACAAAAUUUGGACGAUUAUCGAGAGUACCACCGCCACUAACGAAUGUACAUCCAACAGGUUCAUUUUGUACAUUUCCUGAGGAUUGGUUAAAAAGAAAAGCUGCGGAAAAAGCCCAACCUCCAUCGUCUUCAGAUUUAUACAAAAUUUUCUUCGUUAAUGCCGUCCCGUUCGUUGUAUUUGGAUUUUUGGAUAAUUUCUGCAUGAUAAUGGCGGGUGAUUACAUCGAACAAAUUUGCGGUGCCUUCAUGUGCAUAUCCACAAUGGCUGCUGCUGGUCUUGGUAACACUAUCAGUGAUAUUCUUGGUAUUGGCACAGCUUUCUAUGUUGAAAGAUUUUGUGCAUUUUUGGGUCUUCGGCCGCCUGAUCUAAUACCAAUUCAAAUGGAAAUGAAAGAAAGUCGACGGGCUGCUAAUUUGGGAAGAAUACUCGGCAUAACCAUGGGUUGCUUACUUGGAAUGUUCCCGCUUUUAUUUUUUAACAAUGAAAAAGUCGAAGAAUCAGAUCCAUCAGCAACAACAACAAAAACAACAAAUCCGGCAGCUACUGUAAUUUAACCAGGUCAUUAAACGACCGGACCCUUGAAUAACUUAACAAUUUUGAUAUUUAUUUUAUAUCAAUUCGUGCUAUUUUUAUGUUUUUUUUUUGUAUUUUAUUUUGUAUAAACGAAAAAAUAAUUAUUAUCAUAGUCCUUUAGUUUAAAGACGAAAAACAGAAAUAGUUUGUGUUCAUCAGCAAUAGUAUAGCAAUAAUAUAGCUCAAGAAAAUAAGAGUAGCUACAUACUCGUAGUAUUUAAAUUAAAAUCGAAUGCGAACAAAUAAAUAUUUACCUCUUGAUGUGUUUUGCUUUCUUAAAAAAAGAAA
Eupeodes corollae is the source of this 1765-nucleotide messenger RNA. RefSeq lists its product as uncharacterized. The record is from RefSeq and is a predicted model, not a curated record. The coding region runs from base 463 to 1458 and encodes 331 amino acids. NCBI's taxonomy places the organism in Eukaryota, Metazoa, Arthropoda, Insecta, Diptera, Syrphidae. The transcript is spliced from 7 exons. Gene Ontology annotation, cellular component: mitochondrion.